UUCGUCUUAAGACAGUCAAAGGAUAGCACGUAACUUUUUUUUUAAACUCAAAGCACCAGAUCAGCUACCGCACAUUUUUUAUCGAGUGUUUCGUUUGUUCGUUAAAGUGAUCAUCAAAAAGUAGUUAGAAGAAUUGGAUUCAAUUGGACAUUGUUGUAGAUAAAUCGUACAGUACGAGAAUCAAAUUUUGAUUGAUUGCAAUCGAAUUGUGUGAGAAUUUAAAUCUUCUUUCGUUUCUGUGUACCACGAAUAAUAGAACUUUGAUGAAGUGAAUGUUGAACGAAAAAAUAUUUGUUUUCUACCAUUGAGCAUACAAAUCAUAAUCACGAAACAAUAAAAUGAGUUCGGCGUACAUGCAUUACCACACACCGUACUACAAUACCACACACAGCUACUAUGACUACAAUCAGUACAAUUUGCCGGCUAAUUCAUCGUAUUCAAGUGGCAGUGAUCGAUCGUCUGAAGGAUUUAACAGUCCCACCCCAUCCACCACACCCGAUUCACAACUAACGCUCAGCCCGAACUUCUACCAAGAAUUCCACCACCAACAACCAACAGCCGCCGAAUUUACACAAAUUAAAUUAGAAGACUAUCAACCAAAAAUUAGCACCACCACGUCACUCAGCGCACCACAACCGGCUCCGUAUCAGCUAAGCAAUAAAUUUCCAUCAUCCAAAUCGCGAAUUUGUCAUUCGAAUAGUCCGGCACCCGAAAUACUGAAACGACGAAGAUUAGCUGCAAAUGCAAGGGAACGCAGACGGAUGAACAGUUUGAACGAUGCAUUUGAUAAAUUGCGUGAUGUUGUGCCAUCGCUGGGCAAUGAUCGGAAAUUAUCGAAAUUCGAAACGUUACAAAUGGCCCAGACGUACAUAGCAGCAUUGAAUGAACUGCUGAAACGAGACUGACACUUGAACUUAUGCAAUGAUUACAAUUAAGUAGUGCGAUUUUAGCUAACUAAAUUAUUGAAGUGAAAAAAAGACAAACAUUUUUGGAGAAUA
Messenger RNA from Bradysia coprophila, 998 nucleotides. RefSeq names its product basic helix-loop-helix neural transcription factor TAP-like. Gene Ontology annotation, molecular function: protein dimerization activity; DNA-binding transcription factor activity, RNA polymerase II-specific; E-box binding. Gene Ontology annotation, cellular component: nucleus. NCBI's taxonomy places the organism in Eukaryota, Metazoa, Arthropoda, Insecta, Diptera, Sciaridae. Gene Ontology annotation, biological process: sensory organ development; positive regulation of transcription by RNA polymerase II; axon development. The record is from RefSeq and is a predicted model, not a curated record.